This is a messenger RNA of Silurus meridionalis, 1918 nucleotides long. It is a transcript of the gene napbb, whose product is annotated as N-ethylmaleimide-sensitive factor attachment protein, beta b. Gene Ontology annotation, molecular function: soluble NSF attachment protein activity; syntaxin binding. The record is from RefSeq and is a predicted model, not a curated record. NCBI's taxonomy places the organism in Eukaryota, Metazoa, Chordata, Actinopteri, Siluriformes, Siluridae. Gene Ontology annotation, biological process: SNARE complex disassembly; intracellular protein transport; regulation of synaptic vesicle priming. Gene Ontology annotation, cellular component: synaptobrevin 2-SNAP-25-syntaxin-1a complex; terminal bouton; vacuolar membrane.
AUGAACUGUAAUCCCCAUCUACUGUAGAGGUUCAUGGUUGGGUAGGUUCAGGAGGGCAGCAGUUGGGAAAAAAAGAGAGAUAUUAACGCUUUACGGUUAUUAUUCUGCUAGUUUAGUCACACAAAAUGGAUAAUACCGGCAAGGAGAAAGAAGCAGUACAGCUCAUGGCUGACGCCGAUAAGAAAGUGAAGUCCUCCGGCUCUUUUUUAGGAGGAAUGUUCGGAGGGAAUCACAAAUUAGAGGAGGCAUGUGAAAUGUACGCCAGAGCAGCCAACAUGUUCAAGAUGGCAAAAAACUGGACGGCUGCAGGAAAUGCGUUCUGCCAGGCAGCCAGACUACACAUGCAGCUCCAGAACAAACACGAUUCAGCCACCAGCUUUGUUGAUGCCGGAAAUGCUUUCAAGAAGGCUGAUCCACAGGAGGCUAUCAACUGCUUAAAUGCAGCCAUCGAUAUUUACACAGAUAUGGGGAGAUUCACUAUUGCAGCCAAACACCAUAUCACAAUUGCUGAGGUGUACGAGUCAGAGCUGGUGGACAUUGAGAAGGCAAUUGCUCAUUAUGAACAAGCUGCAGAUUAUUACAAAGGCGAGGAGUCGAACAGUUCUGCAAACAAGUGUCUCCUGAAGGUUGCGUCAUACAGCGCACAGCUGGAACAGUAUCAGAAGGCCAUUGAGAUCUAUGAACAGGUUGGAACAAACACCAUGGACAACCUACUGAAAUACAGUGCCAAGGAGUAUUUCUUCAAAGCUUCUUUAUGUCACUUUAUUGUAGAUGAACUGAAUGCAAAGCUUGCUGUUGAGAAGUACGAGGAAAUGUUUCCAGCAUUCACUGAUUCAAGAGAGUGCAAACUUCUGAAGAAACUCCUGGAAGCCUACGAGGAGCAGAACGCAGAGGCUUUUACAGAAGCGGUGAAGGAGUUCGACUCUAUCUCACGUCUGGACCAGUGGCUUACCACUAUGCUUUUGCGCAUCAAGAAAACCAUUCAGGGUGAAGAGGGGGAUUUGAAGUGAGAUGACAAGUUAUGGGGAAACAAUCUAAGGCAUGCCACCCCCUCCCCAAAGCGUUUCAUUUCAUUCUUGUGCAAUUGCCAAGUCCAGGUUUUCUGACUACAGUAUGUCCAAUUUAUUGCUGCACCAUUUAUAGAGAAUGUACAAACCUACGCACUGAGUUAUAAAUUUUAUUUUUAAUAUAAUUACAUUUUUGGAUGGCUGCAUCUAAGGAACACUGUUUUCACACCACUGUGAAUGGGUAGUUCAGUAUGUAAGGAACAUCAUGGAUAAAAGAGGGAUGUGAGAACUUGAUCUCUGCUGGAGUUUAGAGGGCUAGUGCUGCAUGAUGUGUAGAUGUAAAUCUCUUGGAUAUGACUAUCGGUAAUUUUUUUCUUUGGGGGUUGAUUUAUCUGUCUUUGAUGUCUUUUAGAAAGAGCUUCUGUUACUGUAUAUGAUUUUACCAUUAAACUUUGUCCAUCCUUUAAUUUACCUUUUAAUAAAUCCUUUCAUUUAGGGUUAUUUAUAUUCUUUUUAUUUUUUCCUAAUCUGUCAUGCAUAUUUGCAGUGAAUGGGUUGGGUCUUCCAGUCCAAGUUUUUGCUCAUACUUUGUUUGCAUAUUCAAACUAUAAAAAGUUUGAAAUCCCAGUAUCUCGUCAGUGCCGCGCGUGUCGUUUUUGUGAAACAAUAGUUCAUGCAGCACUUCAGCUAGUGCAUUCUCCAUACUGAAAGUAUUUAGCAGCGCAUGUCACUGUGUAUUAGUGUUUUUGAUGUUCAGUAUCUCUGUAUGUACAAUUUUCAACAAAAAAAAAAGCCAUCAGAAAAGUGACCUACAUGCGUAUCUAGGUUCUUUCUAACAGAGUUGUUGAUGUCUUAACUUGCAGAAUGGAUCUAUGACUGUACAGGAAUAAAAGACCAAUAUUAUACACGAA